Messenger RNA from Clupea harengus (Atlantic herring), 2305 nucleotides. It is a transcript of the gene sclt1, whose product is annotated as sodium channel and clathrin linker 1. Gene Ontology annotation, cellular component: centriole. NCBI's taxonomy places the organism in Eukaryota, Metazoa, Chordata, Actinopteri, Clupeiformes, Clupeidae. Gene Ontology annotation, biological process: cilium assembly; clustering of voltage-gated sodium channels. The record is from RefSeq and is a predicted model, not a curated record. Bases 195 to 2246 code for a protein of 683 amino acids. The transcript has 23 exons.
GUGCGAUUUUGAUUGGUCCAGUCGUAUCACUUCAAACUUGAUGGCGGAAGGAUUUAGCCUAAAGUGAACACUGGUUUGCAAGACACUAAGUAACUUAACUAGCUUAUCGUUGCGGUGGUGCAAAGGCAGGGUUCGUCUUUGGUAUUGGACGUCUACUUUACCCCAGCUAGCUAUCCAGCUAGGCAAGUUGCAGGAUGUCAGCAGAAAACGAAUUUCGACAAGAUCAAGGUCCCAGGCAAUCUGCUGGCAGUGGGUACCAGGAUCCUCACAUCUCUCCAGCAAUGUAUCCACAGCAUGGCGAUUACAUGGGCUUGGAAUCUCCUGGUCCCUUGUCAAUGGACAGAAGCAUCAUGGCUCCACUCAUAGCAGAGUAUGACCGCCACAUCGAUGACAUGACCAGGCAACUGCAGCUCUAUCAGAGGCAGAUGGCUGACAUCAAAGUGAAACUUGAAACCGUCAUUCAAGAAAAUGAACGUCUGCAUUCGGAGCUUCGUGCAUCAGUGGAGAAACAGCUCCAGACGUUGCCAGUGGGGUCCAGCUUGGAUGGGGAGUCAGUGGCCGACGACGUGAUCCUGAAGAGCCUAAAGGAACAGCUGGAACAUUCAGUCAAUGAGAAGCAGUGGGCUAUGGAGAUGUGGCAGACAGCUGUGCAGGAGCUGGAGAGGCUGCAGAAGCUGCAUCAGAGCUCUGUGACUGAUGGCCAGGCACAGGCCUCCCAGCACCAACAACUUAGGAACCAACUAGUCCAAGUCCAGCAGCAUUUACAGAAACUUCAAAGCGUGAAUCAGAAGCUUGAGUUGACAAACCAGCAGUUCCUGAAGACCGUGACGGAGCAGAGCACCGAGCUGGAGGAGGUGCGUGGCCAGCUCAGGCAGGCGAAGCUGGACCUGCGGACAGCCACUGGGAAAGUGGAGGAAAUGACACGCCUCUUGCAGAACGUUCAGGAGCAGAUGCAGAGGAAGGAGGAAGAUGCCACCGAGGCACAUGGCAGAGAGGAUGCAUCAGACCGCCGGCUCCAGCAACUCCAGACGGCUCUAGGGCAGCUGGAGAGCAGGCUGAAGGCGGCGACGCAGGAGGCGGAGCAGGCACGGCGGGAGCGCGUGGCAUGGGAGCGGCAGGUGGGCGAGAUGCAGGGCCGCUGCUCCACGCUGGAGGAGGAGAAGUACGAGGCAUACGACAAGGUGCGCGACUCCAUCCAGCUGGCCGAGGAGGCCUCGCUACAGAAAGAGCAGGCUCAGUUGCGGGAGAAACAGAAGACGGAGGAGCUGGAGAAGAUGAAGGAAGCGAUGAAACAGCUGGUGCAGGAUGCCGCCGUGAGAACCCGCAAGGAGGUGGAGAAUGUCAGGAAGCAGUGUAACGUCCAGAUCCAUCGCAUGGCAGAGGAGCUGUCUGCUCUCCAGCUGGAAUGCGCAGAUAAAGAGUCUCAGAUCGAGCGGUCCCACCGGGAGAGGAAAGCGGUGGAGGAGGAACUGGAGAAGAUGUACAGAGAAGGGCGAAGUGGUGAGCCAGAGUUUCGUAAAAUGGAGGUCCUCCAUCAGCGGUGCCUGAACGCUGAGCGACUAAAGGACGACAUGCACCUCACCCUCCAGAGCACACAGACCAAGAUGAAGAAGAUGGACAUGGAUUACACAGAGGAGCUGUCCCGGUGCCAGGAUGAGGUGCGGCGUAUGCAGGCUGCGCUGGUGGGUGCGCGGGACGACUGCGGCACCAUCAGCGAGGAACGGCUGCAGCUGCAGCAGGAGAACCAGCAGCUACGCAAGGACAUGGAGGAGCAGCGCAAAGCCAGCCUGCUGGUCCAAAGGAAGGCCAAGCAGCAGGUGUCCCACAUGGAGCAGGAGUUCUCUGUGAAGGAGCAGGGCCUGGACGCGCGGCUGCGGGAGCUGGAGGAGAGCCGUCAGAGCUCCAGCUCCGACCUCACCCGCCUGUUGCUGGCCCAGCAGAAGACCACCAACCGCUGGAAGGAGGAGGCUAAGAAACUCGCCGAGGCCUUCGAGUGCAAGCUCAGCAGCCUCAGGAGUGAACUUCUGAGACAGAAACAGCGUUCUCAAGAACUUGAUAUUCAGCUGGAAUCCGACCAUGAAAAGAUCCUGGAGUAUGAGCGGCAGGUGGCGGAGUUCCAGGAGAAGAACGGCCGUCUGCAGAGGCGCCUGUCUCAAGCUGAGCAGAGAGCGGCCACGGCCUCGCAGCAGCUCAAUAUACUUCAGAGACGGAAAACAGCUUCCCUGGUGGAUCUGGAGACUUUGUAAUUAGUAGUAGGAGUAUCCCCCCCAUUUUUUAAAUAAAAGUCUCAUUGACGAACAUUAAA